Peronospora matthiolae is the source of this 519-nucleotide messenger RNA. Lineage: Eukaryota; Oomycota; Peronosporomycetes; Peronosporales; Peronosporaceae. The record is from the annotation of a GenBank genome assembly.
AUGCGAUGCGCGAGCAAGGCCGCCGAGAGCGCGUCCGCACGUCUCUGUGCGGACGCCGAAGCAGAAACCACAGCAACUGAUGUUUCAUUGGUUGCUGAAGCGACUCAGCCUGUACACCUGGUGAUGCAGGCGCUAGUCACGAAGACACUCAUGUCUUCACAGAGUAUGAGCUCGGUGUCUCAUACUCUCCCGAUACUGAAGAUGGAUCUGUAUCAAAGGCGAUCGAAACCAAGCCGCCUGCCAAGCGUGGCAUGGAUGAUGCUACGCGUCGUAGCAUCUUUGGUUCAUCAGAAGAAUCAGAUGAACCAUCGCCGAAGCGAAGGCGCUCGAGGUCGCGAGACUCGGGCGCUCACAGUGGUGUCAUUUCUCCUAUUGACACCACUUCGCAGCGAGGUGCCAGUACUUCUGUCGGCACGUCGCAAGAAGAGCGGGACCGCAACGUGUUGCGUCUCGCUCCGAGAAGAAGACAUGGAUGCCUCCAAAAUCCGUCAUGGAUCGCUUGUCGGCGACGACGAGUGA